This is a messenger RNA of Musa acuminata AAA Group (dessert banana), 2081 nucleotides long. RefSeq names its product F-box/kelch-repeat protein At3g61590. Bases 596 to 1846 code for a protein of 416 amino acids. The transcript has 2 exons. The record is from RefSeq and is a predicted model, not a curated record. NCBI's taxonomy places the organism in Eukaryota, Viridiplantae, Streptophyta, Magnoliopsida, Zingiberales, Musaceae. Gene Ontology annotation, molecular function: protein binding.
UUCUCUCUCUCUCUCUCUCGCUCGCUGCGCUGAAACCAAACGGCACUGAAGAAAUCCGCUUCCCGUUUGGUGUUCUCUGCCUGUCUAUUUGGUUGUUUGCUUUCGAGCAGCCGAGAGGACUGUUUCAUUUUGCUCCUUUUUUAUCUCUUGGGGACUGUCAAUCUCGAUCCCGAAGCAAAGCUGCUUCUUUUGGGUGUCGUUUUCUGUGGCCGGAUCAGAAGCUGUAAGAUAAGUACUGCGGAAGCCCGCACGGCCGCCCGCUUCCCACUCCCGCUCUCCCUUCCGCGGUGGGAUGCGAACAAAAGCGGUUCGUGCCAACAACCUCUCUCCGCCAUUACCGCGCCCUACUCGGAGCUCUGGUUAUAUUUUGGUGGGACGAAUAAGGGAAAGUUGGGGGUUUGGGCCGAGCGGAACCGAAAAGAUCGGAUCUUGGCGUCUCUUUCUUCUUCUGCAGCGGUAUGGCUCGAAGCUUGUUUAUCCUGUCUUUCUCGUCCUUGUCUCUAGGUUUUCAAUUCUGCCUGCCGUCCGUGAACAGGUAAUAUUUGCUUGGGAAUGAAUAUCCCAAUUCCUGUCUCCAAUAUCUUCUGGCCCAACCAUGGAUGCUGAUCUUGAAUUGGAGAACAAUUUGUCCUCUCUCAUGGAGAGUGACCAAUCAUGGGAAUCUCUGUCUGCUAGCUACUCUGGAAGCAAGGAUAUCGAGCGCAAACAUGUCUCUGAGGGUAACAAUCGAGUGACAGUAUCUAUGGUUUCCUUGGACAGCAUUCUUCCUGAUGACGUUUUAGAGAAAAUAUUCUCUUUUCUGCCCAUUGCAAGCGUCAUCAGGGCUGCAUCUGUGUGUAAAGUUUGGUAUCAUAUCAUCCACUCGAUGAGGUUUAUAUGGGCAAACAAGUUACCACAGAAGCCAUGGUACUUCAUGUUUACCUUUAAUGAGGCUGCAACAGGUUACGCAUAUGAUCCGGUUCUUCGGAAAUGGUAUAACAUUGAUCUCCCUUGUAUCGAGAAAAGUAAUUGGUUCGUUUCUUCUUCCAAUGGAUUAGUUUGCUUCAUGGACAACGAUACUCGGAGCCGUAUUUUUGUUUGCAACCCAAUUAUAAGAGACUGGAAAAGGAUUUUGGAGCCUCCGGGUGUUGUUUUCCCUGAUUACAGUUCUCUUGCCAUCUCUGUAGAUAGAAGUUCUCACCGUUAUACGAUAGUUGUCAUCAAAUCUAAACAGGUGCCUGAUGAUUUUUCACAGUGGGACUUCUCCAUUCACACAUACAAUUCUGAGAGUGAGUCAUGGGAAUCUUCCAUAAAUACGGUUUUGUCUGGAUGGAGGGGAGGUGAUGAAAGUGUGAUCUGCAAUGGAGUACUAUAUUGUUUGAUUCAUUCUACCGGUGUUGUGGGAAAUGCUGACCUCCGACAUAGACUGAUGAUGUAUGAUAUCUCAGCCACAACACCACAUGUUUCGUCGAUGCAGGUGACCAUACCGGUACCCUGUUCCCUCACCUGCGGUCGGCUGAUCAACCUCAAAGAAAGACUAGUGAUGGUUGGUGGAAUUGCAAAGUAUGACAAGCCGGACAUCAUCAAAGGGAUUGGCAUUUGGGAACUUGAUGCAGGAGAGUGGGUAGAGGUUGCUCGUGUGCCUCACAGGUUCUUCCAGGGGUUUGGUGAGUUGGAUGAUGUCUUUGCGAGCAGCGGUACCGAGGACUUGAUCUUUAUACAGAGCUAUGGGGCUACAGCUUUGCUUGUUUUUGACAUGAGCCAGAAGCAGUGGAAAUGGUCUGCUAAGUGCCCUGUGACCAAACGAUUCCCUCUCCAGCUUUUUACCGGUUUCUGCUUUGAACCUCGGCUUGAAAUGGUCUCCUGAUCUCUGCUGUUCUCUAGUGUUGGAACCGAGUUACAGUUUGCUAAAGCGUCUUUAAAUUUUUGUAGGGUUUCAGGUGCUGGUUUCUUGGUACAGAAAAAUCAUGUGUCGUGUUAUUUGAGGUUUUCUCUUCUUUUUUUCCUUUAUCUUGAUCAUGUGAUGGCACAAAGUGACAUAUGGAAUGGCAAGUGUUUAAAACGACAGGUUCUCCUAUAAAAGAAAAAGGGUUCAAACAUUA